CGCUGCGCACGCCGCCCGACUGUUAACUACGAUCGCCGCGCGCGCCUUCAAGUUUAGUUUGCACCGUUAGUUCACCAUUGCAGCUCGUAUCAAGCGUAUCAGCGCUUCAACUUGCUAGUGGAGCAUUUAUUUUUGGUAAAUGAAAAUCUAAUCGCAGCACUUGUAGCUGUUGCGAUAAGCAUCGACCGGGCCCAAAACUAACUUGACUGUUGCUCAAGUUCAAUGUUUAGUCUGUAACUGGCUGUUGCACAAGUGUCAAGUGGUCAACAUGGGCGCUAAGGUUAAGAAUCCCAGCAGCGCGCAAAUCGAGGAGCUGCGUCAAAAGUUCAAUGCCAAAUACGACGCCACACCGCCAACAGUACCAUUCCAUCCAAUUGAUCUUGAACGCAUACGGAACGAUGAGGUCUGGCUGCGUCGAUUUCUGGAAAUGCACGACUUGGACAUGGAAGCGUCCUUCAGCAAUCUUUGGGAGACUUGUAUUUGGCGCCAGUCCUACGGUGCGAAUGAGCUCACCGACAGCUCGGUUAAUCAGCAGUACUUAAGGGAGGGCUCAGUCUUUGUGCACAAUCAUGACUUGAAUGGCAAGCCGCUGCUCAUCUUUCGCGUCAAGCUGCACAGCAAGUCUAAGAACCUGGAUGAGCUCAUACGCAUUGUGGUUUACUGGGUGGAACGAGUGCAGCGGCAGCAGCACAUGACACAGCUGAGCAUAUUCUUCGAUAUGGCCGGCACUGGGCUGGCUACCUUGGAUCUGGAGAUGGUAAAGCGCAUUGUGGAAACCUUCAAGCUGUAUUAUCCCAAUGUACUCAACUAUAUACUCGUAUUUGAGCUGGCCUGGGUGCUUAAUGCUGCCUUUAAGGUCAUCAAAGCGCUGUUGCCGCCAAAGGCUGUGGAGAUAUUGAAAAUGAUAUCGAAAAAGGACAUCACACAAUACGUCAGUCAGGACAAUUGUUUGACCAGCUGGGGCGGCACUGAUAGCUAUGAGUUUAGCUUUGUAGCCGAGUCCAAACGGCUGCCGCCCAAACCCGCAGCAGCUAAUGCCGGCGCCGAUGACCAGCCACAUCCCGAUUUGGGUUUGGAUAAGAAGGUACAUUUUGCCAAGAGCGCGCCAAUGGUGCACGAUACCCGUCUGAGCGAUAACGAUCUAGAAGAAGGCAUGUUGCAAGUGGAGCCCACUGGAUUUAUCAACUUCGACCCACAAAAUGGCGAAGCCAAGCUUCAUCUUAAGAAUAUAAGCAAGGAGCCAGUAGCGUAUAAGAUACAAACAACAUCGCCAGAGAAGUUUCGCGUGCGUCCACGUUGUGGUCUGGUGGAGCCCAAUGAUAGGACUGAGAUAAAUAUAUGGCUAAAGCAGGAUCAUCAGCUGUGCGGUGAAUCCAAAGAUAAAUUUCUUAUAAUGGCUACACCAGCCAGCGGCGACUGUUGUCAGAAUGAUGUAACAGAAAUGUGGAAAGCAAAAGAUUCGAGCGAUCCAGAUGUAGAGAAUCAUCGUUUGGUGUGUCGCCAGGAACCCAAAAACAAUGAUUCCAAAUGCGCCGGGAAACCCGCCGGAAAGUAUGGUACCAGUAACGCAACUUCAGAUAACCAGCUAGAGGAACAGGCCAAGAUGAUGGAAAGGCAACUGAAAUUUACACAAAGAUUACAGUAUGUCACAUUGGCGCUAUUGUUUUUGCUCUUUGCCGGCUUUGGAUUUCUUAUGUAUCAGCAGCUGGCAGACAGUCCAGGGAGCUGUGGACAAAAAGCGGCGGCUUAUAGCUGCCCACACAAGCGCAAACAAUAAUAUUUACUAUCCCAAUGCAAUCUGACCAAACCAGACGAAGCCACUGCCAGCCACAACAAUAACAAUAAUAAUAACAACAACGUGAAUAAUAACAAAGAAGACUAUAAUACGAACACACAUGAUUGUGUAGAUAUAAGCUACAUGAAUUUGGAUGUGGAUGAUAUGGAUUGUAUGGAAGCGCUGCUGCUGGCCCAACUGCAACUCGCAUUGCAGAGUGGUCAGACUGUAGAAGGCAAAGGCGACGGCGGCGGCGGUGUAGCCAAUGGCGGUCAUCUAAUUGGUCUUAUUGCAUUUGCAAGUAAAUUGGCGCGUUUGCUGCUCUCGGUCUCGCUGCUGUGCUGCAUAUUGUUUGUUAGCUACUACCUGACCUCAACCCAAACGCAGCUGCAGUCACAAUCGCAACAGCUACAGCUGCAAUUACGUCACUAGGAGCAGAGCAAGCGACCGAAGCACCGCAUAGAAGUCAUACCCAUGUAGUUGAAAGAUACAGCAUAUAUUAUUUAUUUAUACAUAUGCAUAUGCAUACAAAUUUAUUGUGAGCAUUAGACAUGAGUUUGGUUUGUAUUUUGAAAUUAAGUAAAUAUUAUGGGUUCCAACUCCCACACUAUCUCUCUCUCUCUUGCAUUUACAUUUAUGUAAACAAUAUAAAGGGCAAGAGCACGUUUAGCAAAUUUAUGUACGAUAUGUAUAAACUAAACACGAUAACUAUUAAUGAUUAAAGGUUGAUUAGUUUGUAAAUAUACACACACACAAAUAUUUU
This is a messenger RNA of Drosophila busckii, 2537 nucleotides long. Its product is annotated as motile sperm domain-containing protein 2. Lineage: Eukaryota; Metazoa; Arthropoda; Insecta; Diptera; Drosophilidae. The record is from RefSeq and is a predicted model, not a curated record. The transcript has 7 exons.